Molecule: messenger RNA, 1197 nt
Organism: Saccharomycopsis crataegensis
Lineage: Eukaryota; Fungi; Ascomycota; Saccharomycetes; Ascoideales; Saccharomycopsidaceae
Product: C2H2-type zinc finger protein
Exons: 1
Coding region: 1-1197 (398 amino acids)
Source: RefSeq, a predicted model, not a curated record
AUGAUCAUCAUGGACCGCCCCAAUAAUCUCAACAUCCCCAAAGACAAGAAGUUUGUGUGCUCGGAUUGCGGCCACUCUUUCACCAGAAGGCAUAACUUGAAAUCUCAUCAGCUAACCCACUCGAAACUGAAACCUUACAAUUGUCCUGAGUGUCAUUCCCAAUUUAGAAGAUCCCAUGACUUGAAAAGACACAAGAAAUCACAUACUGGUGAAAAACCGUUCCAAUGCUUGCAAUGCAGAAGAACCUUUGCCAGAAGUGAUGCGUUGGUCAGGCAUACUAACUCACAAGCAGGAUGCGGCGGCAACGUUAUUACCAAUAAAUCACAUAUUUUGUCAGCUACUGCUAAAUCUAUUCUGGGUGACGCAGUUUCCUUGAUGAAGAUCAAUUCUGGCUCUGAUGGAUCCAGCAGCAUUGCUUCUUCACCUAGCACUAAUAGUAGAUCAAGUGGUCCCACCCAACACAACAAAAGCUUUGAUGACAAUGAAUCACUGUCAUCAUCAUCUUUACAAUCUACAAAUGGCCCCUCUUCAUCUUCAAUAUCUUUGGCUCCUGGAUCAUCACUGUAUCAAGGAACCAAGAUCAUAACACAACAACCCCAUACGACGAUUCUUACAGACCAACAGAAUGUUACUUCUCUUAAUCAAAUAAUCAAUAAAGGAGCUACUGGUUCUGGAUCUUCCAUUGUUGAUCCAAUACCCAAAAAGUAUUAUGAGGAUGAGAAUAAUGUGAAUUCUGGAUCAACAAUAACAUCAUUAACUAAUAUGAUCCCCCGUCAAACAUCUCUGGAUCGUCAAGUUAACCUUUUGGCGCCAAUGACAGAUCUUAAUUCGAUAUUAAAGUACGUCAAAUCGCUAGAAAAUAAAAUUGAGCUGUUGGAGUCCAGAUUGUCGACCAGUGAGGAAAACUAUGAUGUAAUUUGUAAAGAACUAGCAUUACAAAAAGACCGGAAUAAUCCCAUGUUGGGCAAUAAUAACGCUUCUUCAUUACCAAUUGGAGAAAUCAUUCCAAAGAGAAAAAAGGAUUUAGGAUGGUUAUCUGAGCCACAAUUAUUACGCCCAAAGUACCCAUAUUUGCCUUCGAAUGUAAUUGAUAAUCCCCAUAGUCAAGCAAACCCUAUAUCAGCCCCAAAACCACAGCAUCUGCAUCUAAAUCUGCGAUUAUUGCAUCCCCAUCAAUUCACAUCUAAGCCAGCAUAA